Messenger RNA from Ilyonectria robusta, 1362 nucleotides. Its product is annotated as Tubulin/FtsZ, GTPase domain-containing protein. Gene Ontology annotation, biological process: mitotic cell cycle; microtubule cytoskeleton organization. The coding region runs from base 1 to 1362 and encodes 453 amino acids. Gene Ontology annotation, molecular function: structural constituent of cytoskeleton; GTP binding. Gene Ontology annotation, cellular component: cytoplasm; microtubule. NCBI's taxonomy places the organism in Eukaryota, Fungi, Ascomycota, Sordariomycetes, Hypocreales, Nectriaceae. The transcript is spliced from 5 exons. The record is from RefSeq and is a predicted model, not a curated record.
AUGAAGGGCGAGAUCAUUCACCUCCACCUGGGCCAGGCUGGUACCCAGCUCGGUAACUCUGCUUGGGAGCUCUACCUUCUCGAGCACGGCCUCGCUCCUAACGGUCUCCCCGACACCAAUGCCCCCGAUCUGGGCGACUCCGGUUCCUUCGAGACCUUCUUCACCGAGACCAGCAGUGGCAAGCAUGUUCCUCGCUCCAUCUUCGUCGAUCUCGACCCCUCCCCCAUCGACGAGAUUCGAACUGGCCCCUACCGCCAACUCUUUCACCCUGAGCUGUUGAUCAGCGGCAAGGAGGAUGCUGCCAACAACUACGCCCGUGGCCACUACACCAUUGGCAAGGAGAUGGUCGACAAUGUCAUGGACCGCGUGCGUCGCGUUACCGACAACUGCAACUCCCUCCAGGGCUUCCUGAUCUUCCACUCCUUCGGUGGCGGUACCGGCUCUGGUUUCGGAGCUCUCCUCCUCGAGCGCCUCUCCACCGAGUACGGCAAGAAGUCGAAGCUUGAGUUCGCCGUGUACCCUGCUCCUCGUGUCUCCACCGCCGUCGUUGAGCCUUACAACGCCGUUCUGUCCACUCACAGCACCAUUGAGAACUCCGACUGCACGUUCCUCGUCGAUAACGAGGCUGUCUACGAUAUUUGCCGUCGUAACCUCGACAUCCCCCGACCCUCGUAUGACCACCUCAACCGCUUGAUUGCUCAGGUUGUCAGCUCCAUUACCUCCUCGCUCCGAUUCGAUGGUGCCCUCAACGUCGAUCUCAACGAGUUCCAGACCAACCUGGUCCCCUACCCCCGAAUCCACUACCCUCUUAUCAGCUACGCUCCCGUCAUCUCUGCCGGCAAGAGCUCGCACGAGAGCUUCAAGGUCUCAGAGCUUACCUUCCAGUGCUUUGAGCCCAACAACCAGAUGGUUGUCUGUGACCCCCGAAACGGCAAGUACAUGGCUGUCGCUCUUCUGUACCGCGGUGACGUUGUUCCUCGCGACUGCAACCAGGCUGUUGCCGCGCUCAAGGAGAAGUCCUCGUUCAACCUUGUCGAGUGGUGCCCCACUGGCUUCAAGAUCGGCAUCAACUACCAGAAGCCCGUUGCCGUCCCCGCCGGUGCCGACGAUGGCGGUCUCGCUCCCGUCCAGCGAUCCGUCUCCAUGCUUUCCAACACCACUGCCAUCGCCGAGGCCUGGUCCCGACUUGACUACAAGUUCGACCUCAUGCACAGCAAGCGCGCUUUCGUCCACUGGUACGUCGGUGAGGGUAUGGAGGAGGGUGAGUUCACGGAGGCCCGUGAGGAUCUUGCUGCUCUCGAGAAGGAUUACGAGGAGGUUGGUGCCGACUCGUUCGAGGCGGAGGAGGAUGCCGAGUACUAA